Molecule: messenger RNA, 1034 nt
Organism: Xyrichtys novacula (pearly razorfish)
Lineage: Eukaryota; Metazoa; Chordata; Actinopteri; Labriformes; Labridae
Source: the annotation of a GenBank genome assembly
GAUCCACAGAAUGUUCUAUAUCGUCCUCGUCACUUUGCUCUCUGCCUGUGUGUUGGCUGAUGGUGAGUCAUAGUUUAAUUGUAACUGUAACUGAAAGGAAACAACACUGAUGAAAUUCUGUGUAAAAAGAAGAAACAUAAAACCCAUAACAAAUUUAAAGAAAAAACAAUUUCCUUUCCUCUUAAUGUUGACAUAUUGACUUCUAUUUGCAUUUCCUGUGUCCACAGUCCAGCCUUCGUACUACUCCUUCUCCCCAUCAGUGGGUUCAGGAAGUGGCACCUCGUACAGCCUGACAGGAGAAGGCAGGAUCACAGCUAUCAGAGUGUGGGAGCACUACAACAGCUACAUCUUUGGGUAAAUAUCAAACAGACUUAAUUUAAUUCUAUUGUUUUAAUCUCCAGCAUUCACCAAACUUCAGCUGCUCAGACAUGAUCUCAUCUCUCCUCAUUUCUUUAAUGUAAAAUAAAUCUGCGAGCGGUGAGAGAGUUGGAACCUGGAUGUUAAAUACGAAAAUGUUCUGAUGCUACAAUUAAGUUCCAAUAAUUACAGCUUCAGUGGUCUGAAAUUUCUGACAUUUAUAUACAGUAGAUAUAAAAAUUCAAAGUGUAAUCUUCAAGUUUGUGUUAUAGUUACUUUAGUUACUUGUGUUUGAUAUUUUCAAUUUCAAUAUUUUUCAUUUUGACAUCACAGAAUUUUUCCUGUUCUCUAGUUUUCAGCUCCGCUAUGGUCACGAAUGGUCUCUAAUUGCUGGAAAAAAAGUUGGAGAUGCUCAAGAGAUGGAACUGUUUGACAAUGAAGCCAUCAUCCAGGUCUCUGGGAAGUAUACCUCUUACUUGCAGUCAGUGGUGUUUAUAACCAACAGAGGGCGCUCACUGUGGGCGGGGCAGCCUGCUGGAAGAUCCUUCAACAUGUAUCCCACCCACAGCGUGGCAGAGCUGCGCUUCCUCAGCGGUCGCUACAGUGGGUAUAUCACUUCCUUCCAAGCCCACUGGGCAGUGUUCUAUGAGGCUUCUAACAGCACAGAGUUAAUGUGA